Molecule: messenger RNA, 1749 nt
Organism: Anthonomus grandis grandis
Lineage: Eukaryota; Metazoa; Arthropoda; Insecta; Coleoptera; Curculionidae
Product: phospholipase A1 VesT1.02-like
Exons: 7
Coding region: 429-1559 (376 amino acids)
Biological process (GO): lipid metabolic process
Molecular function (GO): lipase activity
Source: RefSeq, a predicted model, not a curated record
UCGUGAAUAAAACUGAUGCCGCUUGAAACAAUGCGCGAACGGUUGUGAUAUUUCGUGCCGAGUGAAUAGUGACGUUUCUCGAUGUGAAAAGGGCUCCCGGUUUUAUUUUUUUGAAAAUAUAAAGGACUGUUGUUUAAGAAGCGUCAUGGUGAAUUACGUAGAUAUAAUUUUUUUUUGCCUAAAAAAAGAAUCUUUUAAUUUUUAAGUUGAGCUUUACCCUUUUAUUGUUUAAAAAAUAAAAGCGAGAGAAUAAAGCAAUAAAGAGACAAUUGGUUGGCUAUAAAAAUAUCUGCAUACAAUGAAUUUUAUAAAAGUUGGUCAUUGUAAAACAUAAACGUAAUAUGUAUAUGUGGACUAUUCAUUUAUAAGACAUUAAUUAUUUAAUGGACAAUUUAACCCAAAAAAGUUAACCGACAAAACGUUACACAAUGAACAUUGUCACUUUUUUGUUAAGUACCGGACUAAACUUAUUGCAUGUACCGUUUGCCGAGAAUAUCAGGGAUGAAAGGAGCGGUGUUAGUGAUAGUGAUGAAAUUUCCAGUUUAUCGUUUUUUCCAUUUUCGCUGAUUAGGCAUACGCCGGCAUGCUCUACAGUUAAUAUACCAUUAGGAGAAAACAACUUAAAAUUCUCGACUCUGCCUCGAGGCUUUUGCACCAACUGUUGUCCGGUAAAAAUCUCAAGAGAUGUACAGUUUAGACUGUAUAACAAAGAAGAACAAAGCGGCAUUCCCAUUUCACCUUUAAAUCAGAAAGGGGCGGCUAAAAGUGCUGGGGUAAGACCCGAAUGGAACACUGUGAUUUUUAUUCAUGGCUUUUCAGAAAUUAGUCCCGGAGAAAGCGGAAAGGCUAUUGUAGAUGCCUAUUUAUCCAGACCUGAAAACUACAACAUUAUUCUCCUGGACUGGGCUGAAUUGGCGUCAUUCCCUUGGUACCGUGUCGCAGUACAAAAUGUCAAACUAGUCGGAAAAAUUCUGAAAAACUUUAUAAAAUUAUACAGUCAAAGUGGAGAAAUUCCUUUGGAAAAGUUGCACGUUAUAGGAUUUAGUUUGGGAUGCCAUGUGGCUUCAGUUGCUGGCAAGGAGCUGAAGCGAUUCAAGAUUCCUAGGAUAACCGCCCUGGAUCCCGCUUUCCCUGAAUUUUCGUUAGAAGACCGUUCGAGACGACUAGUAGAGUCUGACGCUAAUUAUGUUGACGUGAUACAUACUGAUGCUGGCAUUUUUGGAUUUCCCGAACCCAGUGGAAAUGCCGAUUUUUAUCCCAAUGGAGGAAGAGCUUUACAACCUGGUUGCCAACCCGGCUAUUUGGCAGAACAAAGAAUUGUCUAUCAAGUGUUGGCGUGCAGUCAUACAAGAGCAUGGAAAUUAUAUGCUGAAUCAGUCAGAAAUCCAGAUGCUUUUCCAGCAACUCGCUGCGGAAAUUGGAAAGGGGCUGCGAACGGUUGUAACUUUACACUCGACGCCUAUAUGGGAUUUAAAAAUAACAAUUCAUUUGGCCAAUUUUAUCUUAGAACGGGGUUUAAGCCGCCAUAUGGUUUAACUUCUCAACGUGGAAGCAAGUGAUCAAUCAAGUAAUUCUUAUCCGGUUACAUGACUAAUGGUUCGCUAUUUAUCUCCGUCAGUUAUUGUGUUUUCGCUAUUUAUAUAGGAAUAAUUAAUUAAAUAAGUGCCCAAAUAGAGAUAGAUUUUUUCUGUGAUUUGUUAGUUUUAAGUAACUAUUAUGAUGUCAAUAAAAAACAAUUUAGCUGAAUAA